Messenger RNA from Dermatophagoides farinae (American house dust mite), 3244 nucleotides. Its product is annotated as tolloid-like protein 1. Gene Ontology annotation, biological process: proteolysis. The record is from RefSeq and is a predicted model, not a curated record. Gene Ontology annotation, molecular function: serine-type endopeptidase activity; calcium ion binding; metalloendopeptidase activity. NCBI's taxonomy places the organism in Eukaryota, Metazoa, Arthropoda, Arachnida, Sarcoptiformes, Pyroglyphidae.
GUAUCGAUAUUAUUAAUGAAAAUCAUCAUAUUAAUUAUUAUCAUCAUAAUCACAAGUUUAUCAUCAACGAAUAUUCAAUGUUCACGAAUAAGAAUAAAACAUUCGGUAACGAUAAUCGAUACUAUCGAUUCAUCACAACAACAACAACAGCGGCAUCAGCAACAACAGCAACCAGAAUUCUAUUAUAUCGAACAGGAAGAUGAUUUUAAAUAUCAAUUACGUAAUGUACCAUUGGAACAACAGACCAUCAAUUUUAUUGGACAACAACGGCCAAAACGUGCAGCAACAGCACGUUUAGAACGUCUCUGGGAUUAUGGUGUCAUUCCAUAUGAAAUUGAAUCCAAUUUCAGUGGCGAUCAUCGUGCCCUAUUCAAACAAGCAAUGAAACAUUGGGAAAAUAAUACGUGCGUUAAAUUUGUUGAACGUACUGCUGAACAUCCUAAUUAUAUUAUAUUUACUGAACGUCCUUGUGGCUGUUGUUCAUAUGUUGGAAAACGUGGUAAUGGACCACAAGCUAUUUCGAUUGGAAAAAAUUGUGAUAAAUUCGGUAUCGUUGUACAUGAACUUGGUCAUGUUGUAGGUUUUUGGCAUGAACACACCAGACCCGACCGUGACGAAAAUGUUCACAUUAUGAAUCACAAUAUUAUGCCUGGUCAGGAGUAUAAUUUCAACAAACUGACCGAAGAUGAAGUCAAUUCAUUGGGUAUCAAAUAUGAUUUCGAUAGUAUUAUGCAUUAUUCAAGGAAUACAUUCUCCAAAAGCAUUCAUCUGGAUACAAUAUUACCGAAAUUAUCUGCAGUAGGAGAUAUGGAUCCAGCAAAUAGGCCUGAAAUUGGUCAACGUAUACGGCUAAGUCAGGGUGAUAUUGCUCAAACUAAACUAUUAUAUCGUUGUCCAAAAUGUGGCCAUACCAUACAGGAUGAAUAUGGACAAAUUAUAUCACCAAAUUAUCCACAAUCAUCACCACCACCUGAAGGUGAAUAUUGUGAAUGGCGUAUAACGGCAACACAUGGUGAGAAAAUCAUAUUGAAUAUUACCGAUAUCGAUAUUUAUGAAACGAAUAAAUGUGAAAAUGGUUAUAUCGAAAUUCGUGAUGGUUAUUGGUUUAAAUCACCAUUAAUUGGUAAAUAUUGUGGUAGCGGUAAAAUACCAACAUCAAUCAUAUCACAAGGACAUCGUAUGUUAAUCACCUAUAUGGUUACACCUAAUCAACAUAAUCAUCGUGGUUUCAAUGCCACCUAUGAAGUCGUUUGUGGUGGUGAAAUUGUUGCCGAAAAUGGCUAUUUACAAAGUCCUUAUUAUCCAGAUGAAUAUCGUCCAAAUAAAGAAUGUAUAUGGCAUAUAACCGUACCGGAUGGCUAUCAAGUAGCAUUGAAAUUUCAAUCAUUUGAAAUUGAAAAUCAUGAUAAUUGUGUUUAUGAUUAUCUGGAAAUCAAAGAUGGUUAUACUGAUACUAGCCCAAUGUUGGGCAGAUUUUGUGGUCAUAAAAUACCUGCCGAUAUACGUUCGUCGACAAAUCAUUUAUAUGUAAAAUUUGUUUCCGAUUCAUCCGUAAGUAAAGCUGGAUUUUCCGCUACAUUCAUCAAAGAAAUGAAUGAAUGUCUGGAUUCAAAUCAUGGUUGUGAACAUGAAUGUAUCAAUACAUAUGGUGGUUAUCAUUGUGAAUGUCGUAUUGGUUAUGAAUUACAUUCGGAUGGUAAAAAAUGUGAAGAUGCAUGUGGUGGCCUUAUUGAAUCAUCAAAUGGAACAAUAUCAUCACCAUCAUUUCCUGAUCUAUAUCCACCGAAUAAGAAUUGUAUAUGGAAAAUUGUUGCGCCCGAAGGAUUUCGAAUCUUAUUGAAUUUUACAUUUUUCGAUUUGGAAGGCAACAAUGUUGAUUGUGAAUAUGAUAAAUUGGAUAUCAAAAGCAAACUGAACGAUCAUUAUAGCCCACAUGGAAUAUUCUGUGGAUCACGUCUACCACCGAUCAUAACAUCACAAGGACAUAAUCUUCUUAUGGCAUUUACAUCGGAUAAUUCCGUACAACGUGGUGGUUUUCAUUUGCAUUUUUUCACUGAUCUGGAUGAAUGUGUCAUCAACAAUGGUGGUUGUCAACAUGUUUGUCGAAAUAAAAUCGGAUCAUAUGUCUGUGAAUGUAAUAGUGGUUAUGUUUUACAUGAAAAUAAACAUGAUUGUAAAGAAGGUAGCUGUUCAUAUCAGAUAACUAGUUCGAAUGCUGAGAUUGUUAGUCCACAAUAUCCGGAAGAAUAUCCAAGUAAAAAAGAUUGUACAUGGCUAUUUAUUGCAACACUUGGACAUCGUAUUAAAAUUGUAUUUGAAGAUUUUGAACUUGAACCACAACAAGAAUGUGCAUAUGAUUUUGUUGCCAUUUAUGAUGGUGAUACACCUUCUGGACAAACAUUGGGUAGAUUCUGUGGUAGUAAAGAACCACAUCCAUUAGUAUCAUCAUCUAACAAGGCAUUAAUGGUAUUUAAAACUGAUGCAUCCGUCCAACGAAAAGGUUUUAAAGCAAGAUACUAUACAGUAUGUGGUGGACGAUUAUUAGCAACAGGAUCAUUUGAACAUUUGUAUUCACAUUUUAAAUUUGGUGAUGCAAAUUAUGAUAAAAAAGAAGAUUGUGAUUGGCAUCUAGUAACGGCUGGACAUGAUAAAAAAGUUUAUCUAAAAUUUGUUACAUUCGAAUUGGAACAUGAAAAUAAUUGUUCAUAUGAUUUUGUUGAAAUAUUUGAUGGUGGUGAUGAUACUGCACCAUCAUUAGGACGUUUCUGUGGUAAUCAGAUGCCAAACGAUAUGAUCUCAUCAGGUGAUUCAUUACUAAUACGUUUUCGUACAGAUGAUUCAAUCCAUAAUAAAGGAUUUACAUUAAUAUAUUCAUCUGUUGAAGCUGAUGAACAGGAACAAUUUAUUAAUCAACAAGAACGUAAACAAUUGGAGAAUCAAUUGAUUUCGAAAUUUUUUUAUCCACAACCAUCACCAUCACAAUCACCAAUGCCGUCAUCGUCAUCAUUAUCUAUACAUCAUUCAACAAUUCCUCGUUAUCAUCAUCGACAUCGUAAUCAUAAUAAUAAUCAUCAUUAUCAUCGAAAUCCACAACAACCUCAUCGAAGAAAAUUUUACGUAUAGAGUGCCAAAAAAAACAAUUUAUUACGGGAAUGAUUCACAAACAUACAUCGAUCAUCAUUUCAUUCAUAUAUAAUCAUUGACAAUUUUUUUUUUGGUAUUUGGCAGUUUAAAAUUAAUUAUU